Racocetra persica is the source of this 136-nucleotide messenger RNA. The record is from the annotation of a GenBank genome assembly. NCBI's taxonomy places the organism in Eukaryota, Fungi, Glomeromycota, Glomeromycetes, Diversisporales, Gigasporaceae.
AAUGUAAAGUGAGUCAAAGAAUAUGGAAUAUAACGUACAACUUCCUAACGACCUCUUCAAACGAUAAACCUCCACAAACUUUCGAAGAAGUAUUUUCAGCUUCAAACAUAACGGAACCACGGAAACGUAUCGCUGC